CCCGCAGUGGAGACAGCCCCGCUCGGCCCCGGGACCCCGUGCUACCUGUCAUGUUUGUGCCGUGCGGUGCCGCGGCGCGCCGCGACUUCAGAGGCUUUACGCUGCUUAUGCCAUCUGUAUCAGUGGGAAAUGUUGGCCAACUAGCGAUAGACUUGGUUAUUUCUACACUUGACAUGCCUAAAGUGGGUUACUUCUACACUGAUUGCCUUGUGCCAAUGGUUGGGAAUAAUCCGUAUGCAACAGCAGAAGAAAACUCAGCAGAAUUGAGUAUAAAUGCGGAAGUAUAUUCAUUACCUUCUCAGAAGCUUGUGGUUCUUCAGAUUAGAUCACCAUUUAUAAAGAAUAAAUAUAUGUCCUUUUGUCAAACUGUUCUUUCUUGGGUGAAAAGCAGUAAAUGCGCCAGAGUUAUUCUUCUGUCUAGCAGUCAUGCAUACCAGCGUGAUGAUCAGCAGCUUCAUGGUACACCACUGAGGUAUUUGCUCUCACCUACAAUUCAGAAAACAGUUGGAGAUCAGAUGCAGGAACUAAACUGGAAAGAGAUGGAAAAAGUAGCAGCUUACCCUGAAAUAAACAAUGCAGAGAAGGUUCUACAUAUCCCUGGAGGUGGCAUCACAAAGUUAUUGUUCACUGAGAGUUGUUCUAAAGGAAUCCCAAUGGCUGUUCUACUGAAAUUUUGCUCAGAAGGGGAUAAUAUCCCUGAUGCACUUGCUCUGGUUAACUAUCUUAAUGAAUGGCUCCAGCUAAUUAAAAGUGAAAUUUUUCUCCUGCCUGAAAAAUACAUCAUCAAAUAGAAAACUAUAAGGACCAAUUCCAAGUCUUGUAAUCUACAGCAAGUGGCCUGUAAUGGAUGUGCAGAUGUUUGUUAGCGAUUUUUUUUGUAAAAGGUGCAUGCAAGUUGUGAGAAGCUAUUCAUCUGAAUGUCAAAGCACUAUUAUUUUUCAAGAAAACAAUACUUGUAUGUAUGGCACAGGGGUGAGGAGUGGGAGGGAGAGGGGGAGGUCACAGUUAAGAUUUGAAUCAGAAGCUCAAGAUCAUUUCAGAACCUAGCAUGCCAGUUGGCAUUUCAGAUUCUAAUACAUGGAAACUGUUAAAAAUAAGCACUCUUGUGAUUGUCAAGCACCACAGAAAUAUCAACAAUAUAAUCACAUUGCUUAGACUGUUGUAAUGUUCUAAAACCUU
Gavialis gangeticus (Gharial) is the source of this 1179-nucleotide messenger RNA. It is a transcript of the gene PSMG2, whose product is annotated as proteasome assembly chaperone 2. Gene Ontology annotation, cellular component: nucleus; cytosol. The record is from RefSeq and is a predicted model, not a curated record. Bases 51 to 791 code for a protein of 246 amino acids. The transcript is spliced from 7 exons. Gene Ontology annotation, biological process: proteasome assembly. Lineage: Eukaryota; Metazoa; Chordata; Crocodylia; Gavialidae.